UCCCCCAAACUGCCGCUGCCAGUGCGCCUCGAAGGCUCAACCCACAGGAACCACCAGUGAGCAGAAAGCAAAACCAACAAGCCUAGGACUGGAUACGCUGGAAACUAAAUUGGGCCUGAGGAGAGCCCUUCCAGGUUGAGGACUGCAGCUCGCUCAUUCUGGUCCCCAGACACCAACAUCUGCAGAAGCGUACUUCGUCAUCGACCAUAUUCAGAGUAUGGCGUCUCAAGGCUGCUGUCGGGCCAUCACCUGCUUACUCUGCCUGGGAGUCAAGGAGGACCAGGAAGAGCAGCACGAUGUGAAAGCACAGAUGAUCUUUCAGGCUGGAGAGGGGAGAGAGAAGAAAGGUGUGGGAGUGGGAGCACGGCCUGGAGUGGGAGUACAGCCUGGAGUGGGAGCACAGCCUGGAGUGGGAGCAGUGGGAGCAAACAGGGAAGGAGAAGAAUUAAAUGGAGGAAAAGAAGGCCCCUUUGGUCCUGGUGUUCCAGGUCCUGUGGGUGAUGGGAAGAAAAAUGGUGGCACCAGCAGCAGUGGCAUGGAGCAAGAGCAAAUGGAGCUGGUUACUGAGGGCACAGAGAGUCAGAAGAGCCUAAAGCCUCCAGAGAGGCCAAUGGCCGGCCACCACCUUCGGUUCAACCAGCAGCAGCUGGAGCAAUUGGAGACCAUUUUCCAGCGCAGUCAUUCUAGCAAUGAGCCAGCAAGGAAGGAUCUCGCAAGAUGGAUGGGUGUAAGUGAGUCCAGAGUGUAG
Molecule: messenger RNA, 748 nt
Organism: Myodes glareolus (Bank vole)
Lineage: Eukaryota; Metazoa; Chordata; Mammalia; Rodentia; Cricetidae
Source: RefSeq, a predicted model, not a curated record